Messenger RNA from Olea europaea var. sylvestris, 1822 nucleotides. Its product is annotated as aluminum-activated malate transporter 10-like. The transcript has 6 exons. Gene Ontology annotation, biological process: malate transport. Gene Ontology annotation, cellular component: plant-type vacuole membrane. The record is from RefSeq and is a predicted model, not a curated record. Lineage: Eukaryota; Viridiplantae; Streptophyta; Magnoliopsida; Lamiales; Oleaceae. Bases 150 to 1646 code for a protein of 498 amino acids.
GACACACUUUGAUUGUGAUUGAAUUCUGCAUAAGACAACACAUCAACUGUAUUCAGCUAUUGCUUUCAUAAGCUACCUAGCAUAAAUAAUCAUACUACUUAGCAGUUCACCUAGUCAAGGUUGUUUUUGAGUUGUCUGAUUCCAUAAAGAUGGUCAAGGAAAGCAAACAGUCUGGAGGAUUGGAAUGGAGGGUUAACGUCCCGAAUGAAAAUACUUCUAAAGUUUUAGUGCCAGAGUCGAAGCCUCAAAUCCGAGUUUUCAAUGGAUUACGAGGUUUAAUUGUGGUGUUCGUGUCAAGAAUUUCUAAGUUUCUUGGAAAGGCUUGGAGUUUAGCCGUUAGAGAGCCUAAGAAAGCUAUUCAUGGCCUUAAAGUAGGGAUGGCUCUUUCUAUCGUCUCUCUCUUCUAUUACAUGAGGCCUUUGUAUAAUGGAGUCGGAGGGAAUGCCAUGUGGGCUGUUAUGACUGUAGUUGUCGUAUUUGAAUACACUGUGGGGGCUACACUCUGUAAAUGUGUGAAUAGAGCUACUGGAACUUUAUUGGCUGGAGCAUUAGGACUCGGCAUUCAUUGGAUUGCAAAUCAGUCGGGAGAAAAAUUCGAACCCAUAAUUCUACAAGUAUCGGUUUUCCUCUUAGCUGCUGCCGCAACCUUUUCUCGAUUCAUCCCAACUAUAAAAGCACGAUUCGACUAUGGAGCUCUGAUCUUUAUCCUCACCUUUAGCUUUGUGUCAGUAUCGGGCUAUCGUGUGGAUAAAUUGUUCGAACUGGCUCAUCAUAGAUUAUCUACAAUUGCCAUAGGAACCUCCCUUUGCAUCAUUAUAACCAUGAUUUUCUGUCCUGUAUGGGCAGGAAAUGAACUUCACUGUCUUAUCACAAACAACAUGGAAAAAAUUGCUGCUUCUUUAAAUGGAUGUGUCGUAGAAUACUUCGGCAUCAGUGAAAAUGUAAAUGCCAAUGGUGAAGAUUCAGACAAAGUAUUACAAGGUUACAAAUGUGUGCUUAAUUCAAAGACUGCUGAAGAAGCUAUGGCUAAUUUUGCUGGGUGGGAGCCUGCACAUGGGAACUUCAAUUUUCGCCAUCCAUGGAACGAGUACCUAAAAGUUGGGGCUUUGCUGCGUAAAUGUGCUUACUGCAUUGAGACUCUUAAUGUUAGCACAAACUCAGAUACAGAGGCGCCCAAUACCCUAAAGAAACUUUUCAGCAAGUAUUGCAUAAGAUUAAGCUCUAGUUCCUCGGAUGUGUUAAAAGAAUUGGCAGUUAUUAUGAAUACUAUGACAAAAUCGAUAAAGAUUGAUCUCAUGGUACAUGAGAUGAACAAUGCAGUACAAGAACUUCAAGGCGCCCUGAAAUCCCUGUCCGAACAACCUAUUAUUGGAGACUCCAAACAUAGCACAGAAGAGGGAGACGAAAGUUCUACCAUAGUACCUCUCAUGGAGAUUGUUCCAAUAGUUUCCAUGUCCACAUUGCUGAUAGAAGUUGCUUCAAGAAUUGAAAAGAGUGUGGAAGCCGUAAAUGAACUUGCCAACAAAGCCGAAUUUGAAGAAGACAGUACAAAGAAGUCGAAACAAAGCCAAAACCAACAGAAUCCAAAGCAGCCUAGUCAAGGAAACCAGGAAGAUACGACAAUGAAGACCCUUCAGAAGGUCUGAGUUAUCAUUAUUAGUGGUUCGUGGUUGUUUUUUAGCUUUGCAACUUCAGAUACUGUACAGUAAAAAGGACAAACUAUUCUGAAGAAACUUUCAGAAAGUUGGGCUAAUUAUAUAUCGAUUGUACUAAUUAGCAUCAAGAAAACGAUGGGGAGGGGGAUUCUCUUGUUCGGUAGAAA